Molecule: messenger RNA, 1146 nt
Organism: Punctularia strigosozonata HHB-11173 SS5
Lineage: Eukaryota; Fungi; Basidiomycota; Agaricomycetes; Corticiales; Punctulariaceae
Exons: 7
Coding region: 1-1146 (381 amino acids)
Source: RefSeq, a predicted model, not a curated record
AUGUCCAAUUCGUUUCUCGGCGGGCAUGAAUCAGUCGGAACUCAAGCAGGCGCUUCAUGUCUGACAUCUCCUACGCUGGAACAGAAUACUGUCACAUCCGCUGAUAGCAAAGAUUUGGCCCAGGAUAUCGAGGAUCUACUGCCACCCUUGAGCACAUCUCCCACCGGAAAUCGGCCAUGUCGAUGUUCCAGGACGACUACCCCAGCGGGGACUACUCCAGCCGGGACUACUCCAGCCGGUGGACGAAACCUUGUGGUCUGUAUUGACGGUACAGCCAAUCAGUUCGGUACUAUAACCACCAAUGUUAUCGAACUCUACAGCCGUCUUCAUAAGGAUGAAGCGCAACUCACCUACUACAACAGUGGGAUUGGCACGUACGCCAAGAAAAAAACAAACCCGGUUGGGCGUUGGAAGCAAGCCGUCGGUAGUUUCAUGGACAUCACAGUUGCUUUGAACUUCAAAAAGAUUGUGUUGGGCGCCUACCAUGGGCUUUGCGAGAAUCACAAGCCGGGUGAUCGGAUAUUUCUGUUCGGUUUCUCACGGGGUGCGUACCAGGUUCGUGUGAUUGCAGCGAUGAUCAGGCUGGUUGGCCUCCUCCACAAGGGCAAUAUUGAGCAGAUAGCGUUCGCAUAUCGACUUUACACUGAAGCCACUGUCACGAUCAGGCGAGAUGAAACAGAUGGAAAGGAUAAUGAUGCACAGGGACCGAAGCACUCCGACGGAGAAGUCAAAACAAGUUUGCCAACGACCACGAAGCAUGCGGAUAAUCCAGGAGAUGAUGACCAGGAGGACGAUUACCCAGGCUCAUGCGCGCGUUUUAAGAAGAUCUUCUCCAAGCAUAAUGUCCAGGUUCACUUCGUAGGAGCCUGGGAUACAGUAUCUUCAGUCGGCUUUGUUCGAAAAAGGGCCCUUCCCAAUACUACAACAGGCAUGCAGCAUGUUUGUGUGUUCCGUCAAGCUCUCGCGCUGGACGAACUUCGGGUCAAGUACCUUCCAGAGUAUGCGAACGGUGGAGCAGGACCACUGGGCGCCGGAAAAAGCGAAGGUGAUGUGAAAGAAGUCUGGUUUCCAGGCUGGCAUUCCGACAUGUAUGUUGGCAGAAAAAUCAUGAUCCCGUAUCUUGUACUGAUAAUUGAUUGGAAAUAA